AAAGUUUGGGAAGCCCACUGUAGCAUUUGAAUGGAACUGAUUUGCCUUUGAAAAAUACACAGUUUAAAUCAAGAAACAAGAUAUCAAGCAAGAGCUUACUGUGUUUCAGUUCAUGUACAUGUUCUGAAGCCCAUGAGGAUUCAAAGGAAAAGUUGAGAAUCUGAAACUUUGAAUUUUCUGGGAAAGUUUUCUUACUAGCAUUUGAAAAAGCUUCUUGAAGCUAUUGCUUACAAUAAUAUAUAAAUUAAGUAAGUAACCAAAAUGAGCUGGAGUUUCUUGACGCGCCUCCUUGAGGAGAUCAACCAGCAUUCAACCUUCGUGGGAAAGGUGUGGCUGACAGUGUUGAUUGUCUUCCGCAUUGUCUUGACUGCUGUAGGUGGCGAGUCUAUCUACUACGAUGAACAGAGCAAGUUUGUCUGCAAUACACAACAGCCAGGCUGUGAUAAUGUCUGCUAUGAUUCCUUUGCACCCCUUUCGCACGUUCGUUUCUGGAUUUUCCAGAUCAUUGUGAUAGCCACACCCUCGGUGAUGUACCUAGGCUUUGCACUGCACCGGCUUUCACGCCAACCCCCUCAAAAAAGCCGGGCCCCUGUGGUGCGACGUGGUGCUGUCCGCGAUUAUGAAGAGGCAGAGGACAAUGGUGAGGAGGACCCCAUGAUCUUUGAGGAGAUUGAGCCUGAGAGGGAGGUGAAGGAGCCUGAGAGCCAGAAUCAUGAUGGCCGCCGGCGCAUCAAGAAGGAUGGUCUGAUGACCGCGUACGUGCUGCAGCUGCUGUGCCGUUCGGCAUUUGAGGUGGGCUUUCUGCUGGGGCAGUAUGUGCUCUACCGCUUUGAGGUUAACCCUUCCUAUGUAUGCAAACGCAGCCCCUGCCCUCACACGGUGGAUUGCUUUGUCUCUCGCCCCACUGAGAAAACCAUCUUCCUCCUCAUCAUGUAUGCUGUGAGUGGGCUCUGCCUGCUUCUCAAUAUCUGUGAGCUCGUCCACCUGGGCUUUGGGGGGAUCCGGGAUGCACUCCGUGGCCUUAAUACGGAAGAUGCUUCACCCCCAAAACCCCACUAUGCCCAGAAGGAUCCCUCUGCACCACCAACCUACCACUCUCUGAAGAAAGAGCCCUCCAAGGGCCAGUUGGCCAAGGACAAAUUGGGCUACAGGGGAGAGAGCUUGGCAGGCAUGGCUGCCGAGCGCUACACUGUGGCAUCGAGACUCCCCGGCCACGAAUUGGACCGACUGCGCAAGCACCUCAGGAUCGCCCAGGAGCAUCUAGAGAUGGCUUUCCAACUGCAGCCAGAGGGCACCGCCAGCCCUUUGCGAAGUAGCAGCCCCGAAUCCAAUGGGCUGGCUGCGGAGCAGAACCGCUUUAACUUGGCUCACGAGAAGGAAGGGGCAGCUUGUGAACGAACUAGUGGUCUCUGAAGCAUUGGACAGCUGCCCAGGUGACAAGAAGAAAUGGGAGGAACUGAAAGCAUGUGCAUACCUGUGGUCAUUAGCCUGAUGUGUGCUAGUGCCCUGAUGGAAGAGUUGGGGGAUGAGCUUAUGCUCUGAUCCUACUUCGGUGGAAGAUAAUGGAAAAGGAGAUAACAUGAGUCCCCAUGGGUGGGUGGGGAGGCUGUAGUGAUAAUACUUUCAGAAGUCUUUGUAUGUGUGUCUUUUUAUGGGUCCAAAAGGGAAACUUAUUUUUCUACUUUUAUACAUGUUGUAGAGGUACUAUUGUUCUGCCUAGGGGGCGUUUUGUCUGUCUUCUCUCUCUUUCUCCAAUGGGACUGGAUUAAUAGCGACAUAGCAAUUCCCCCCCCCCCUCCACUUUAUAUUAUUACAGUUUACUAUAUCUAAGAGGACACCUACAACUUCCCAGGACUUUCCUCAGGAUUUAGCUGUACACAAGUCAACUCCCUCAUUUUCUUUUCCUCUUCCCUAACACCAGAUAAUGGAAACAAUUGGUGGUGGUUGGGCCAAAG
Molecule: messenger RNA, 1955 nt
Organism: Candoia aspera
Lineage: Eukaryota; Metazoa; Chordata; Lepidosauria; Squamata; Candoiidae
Product: gap junction gamma-1 protein-like
Exons: 3
Coding region: 262-1413 (383 amino acids)
Biological process (GO): cell-cell signaling
Cellular component (GO): connexin complex
Molecular function (GO): gap junction channel activity
Source: RefSeq, a predicted model, not a curated record